GGGUGCCACUGUCCCUGUCCCAGAGGAAGUAUCUCAUGCAGUAACACAAGUUGAAAUGACACAUUCUGUGCAGAAUUUGGACACAUGUGAAGAUGAUUUCCUUCCACGUGAUAGCAUGGAGCUCAUGCCAGCAUGUGAUCAUACUGAAAUCAUGUACCACGGCACAUCCAGAGAGGCUGCUAAAAGCAUCCAGAGAGAAGGCUUCAGGCCGUCCAGCGAUGGGCCUCUGGGGAGGGGAGUCUACCUCAGCCGGGAUCUGCAAAAGGCCAGGAGGUACCCCUUGGAGCCUCCUGAAUCACAGCGAGUGGUCAUCAAAGUGAAGGUGAAUGUGGGAAGGGUGAUAGCAAUCAACCGCCAGGGUCACCCCAUGCAGAAGACCUGGCAUGACCUCGGCUAUGACACAGCCUGGGUUCCCCCUAACUGUGGCAUGUUUCCCAGCAGCCUGGAGGAGCACUGUGUAUGGGACCCCAAACGGAUCACUGUCAUGGAUUUGAUUUACACCAAAUCACCAAAAGGUUUAUCAGGCCUCAUGCCAGCAUGUGACCCUACCUACACCAUGUACCAUGGCACGUCCAGAGCAGCUGCUGGAACCAUCCAGAGAGAAGGCUUCAGGCAGUCCAGGGAUGGACCUCUGGGGAGAGGAGUCUACCUCAGCCGGGACUUCAAGAAGGCUAGCCGGUACCCUUUGGGUGUUUCCGAGUCACAGCGAGUCAUCGUCGAAGUGAAAGUAAGAGUUGGCAAGGUGAAGAAAAUUGACUACCAGGACCACCCCCUGCGGAAGAAAUGGCAUGACAAAGGCUAUGACACGGCCUGGGUUCCCCCUAACUGUGGCCAUAAAGGGGUGCCCAGUGGCCGUGAAGAGGACUGUGUGUGGGAUCCCACACGGAUCACUAUCAUGAAUUUGAUUUACCCAAAAGAAGAUGAUUUCCUUCCACGUGAUGGCAUGGAUGAACUGAGUGAUCAUACAGAAAUCCUGUACUACGCCACAUCUAGAGCAGCUGCUGGAACCAUCCAGAGAGAAGGCUUCAGGCAGUCCAGCGGUGGCCCUCUGGGGAGAGGAGUCUACCUCUCCCGGGAUCUGCAAAAGGCCAGGAGGUACCCAUUGGAGCCUCCUGAAUCACAACGAGUGGUCAUCAAAGUGAAGGUGAACGUGGGAAGAGUGAUUGAAAUCAACCGCCAGGGCCACCCCAUGCAGAAGACCUGGCAUGACUCCGGCUAUGACACGGCCUGGGUUCCCCCUACCUGUGGAAUGGUGCCCAGUGGCAUGGAGGAUCACUGUGUAUGGGACCCCACACGGAUCACUUUUGUGGAAAUACUUUAUCCAAAAUAUGUUCCGCAACCAUUUUCACUUGCUAAGCUUUGGAGGUAG
Molecule: messenger RNA, 1369 nt
Organism: Engraulis encrasicolus (European anchovy)
Lineage: Eukaryota; Metazoa; Chordata; Actinopteri; Clupeiformes; Engraulidae
Exons: 4
Coding region: 56-1369 (437 amino acids)
Cellular component (GO): cytoplasm
Source: RefSeq, a predicted model, not a curated record